ACUCCGUUUUGAUUACCUACUCCGUAUAUACUGUUGAAGGAAUUUGGUGAUCACAGAAACCUCCCACUUUCGAGAUCUCCUUUAAAACCACCCUCCUUCAGCACUAGAUAUUCCGGCGGGGAUUACUCAGCCUGGGUAACCCCGCCCCCUGCCAAAUCGUGCUCGAGAUUGCUUGUGCAAGUUCCUUUGGCGUUUCAGAUGAUGUGCCUGUGCUAGGUCACCAUGGCUUCCAUGAGACCGGGAGGUCACAGGCGGGUGCUGGGGAGCGCUGCAAGGACACUUUCCCCUAGUGCCGCCAUUCCCGUCAACUCUAAGAACCAGACCGCCUUAUCACCUUCAACCAGCUCUCUUUCUCUCGACUCGCAGCUGUCGCACUCGCCCCUCUCACUUGAGCCCCAAGACUUGGGCUCAAGGGUGUCGCUGGGAAAUGGAGAUUCUUCCCGGACGGCUUCGACAGCGAAGCUGAUAUGUCCCAUUUGCGAAGAAGAAAUGGUGACAUUGUUGCAACUCAACAGACAUCUUGAUGAUGACCACCAGAACCUCGAGGAGGUGGAGCAGGACGAGGUUAAGAAUUGGUUCAAAACUCAGAUGGUCAAAGCAAAGAAAUUUCAGCCGCUGGCUGUGUUGAAUCAAAAGCUCAAAGGUCUCGAUGUCUUUGAAUCUAACGAUACUCCGCCGUCGUUUGUGCCACCAAGUAGCAAUGCUGCCGUCGCUGAACCCCAUCGUGCCGAUCCGGAUGAAUUGGUAACAAGAGAGCACUGGCAGAGACCGCGCCCGGACGAGGUUUGCUCAGAACCGAUUUGCGAAAGGCGCCUAGGGGCCAUCAAUGGAAGUGUCAAUUGCAGGAAAUGCGGGAGGUUAUUCUGCGAGGAACAUACCAUGUAUCAGAUGAAACUAUCCAGGUCUGCCCAACACGAGCCCGUCCGCGGCGUUUGGUGCCGAGUGUGUGAAACGUGCUAUAAGCUGAGAGAAGGGUACAACGACCACAAUGGGCUUGAACGUGACCGUACUUCCGAAUUCGCUGAAAUUCGUCGACGGAAUGUGGAUAAAUCCUACCUUGAAAUUAGUCGCCUAGAAAAACGUCUCACGAAACUUACAAAACUUCUUACUAGCCCUCAGUUUCUUGAGCAAGAAAGCGCUUCCGGUGGCGCUUUUUGGUCGCUAUCAGGAGCGAGAAACCAAAGGAAAUUGCUUGAGCAAUCUGUCGUGACAUGGGAAGAAGAUGCAGCGGUUUCACACUGCCCAUUUUGCCAGCAAGAAUUUACUUCUUAUACAUUCCGGAGACAUCAUUGCCGACUCUGUGGACGAGUAGUUUGUGGAGACUCUAGAACGGGCUGCUCAAGUGAGGUCGGCCUAAAUGUUGCAACGAUGGCGGAUCAUCUUUCAGAAAAAACACUUGGCCAGAUGAGCCUAGAUGUUCGAAUGUGCAAAGACUGUAAAACCAUUUGUUUUAGCAAGCGUGAUUUUGCCAAUGAGCUUGCCCAACGGCCCCCAGAUUUAAGAGCCUAUGAAAAUCUCGUGCAAUUUGAGCGCGGAAUUCGACUCAUGCUUCCAAAGUUCCAACGGCUAUUAGUAGCUCUGCAAGACCCUGAUAAGCCUCCAACGCCAACACAACUGGCCGAGGCUUCAAAAGUCAGGAAGAGGCUCACAGACUCUUUCAGUCAAUACGAUAUUGCUGCACGCCGCAUCCGGGACAUGCCGACGAAAUCUAAAACGCAAUUGAGACUGCAAAAAGCAAUCUACCAUCAGGCAACGAAUUUUAUCCAUCUGCACAUGCUUCCGCUCAAGUCGCUUCCAAAGGUGCUGAAACAUGCCUCCCCCCACGGAGCCUCUCCUCGGCCAUAUUUCCCUUCUCCUGGCGGCCGGUCAAUUAGCGGACUGGCAGCCAUCAAGUAUAAUGAUCUUGAAUCAGCCAGUCAGGCGAGCAGUAACAGUGCUGUGUCGGUAAUGGAGGCUGAGGAGAAGUCUCUCCGUGAGCGACUGAUUGUGCUCGAAGAACAGAAAUUCUUCGUCUCCGAAAUGGUCGCCGACGCCAACAAACAUCGCCGAUUCGACGAGGUCUCGAGUCUCGCGCAGAAUAUUGAAGAUUUAAGCCAUGAAAUUGACCAGAUCAAUGGCAUGCUGUCGCAGCUUGAUUUUGCCGCUGUCUAUACCCAGUCGCCUGCUCCUAGCUCACCAUUCGGAACGCGGUCGGCGUCCAAAUGACUUUUUAUCUUUUUUUUUAUCUUCCUGUAUCUGUGUUUUACUUGACUGUCAGAUUAUUUUAUUUCGUUUCCCCCAGCCUUUGGGUUUUGGGCGUGGCGUUGGG
This is a messenger RNA of Xylona heveae TC161, 2308 nucleotides long. RefSeq lists its product as hypothetical. Gene Ontology annotation, molecular function: metal ion binding; DNA binding. The record is from RefSeq and is a predicted model, not a curated record. Lineage: Eukaryota; Fungi; Ascomycota; Xylonomycetes; Xylonales; Xylonaceae. Gene Ontology annotation, biological process: DNA repair. Bases 223 to 2205 code for a protein of 660 amino acids. The transcript has 6 exons.